Zingiber officinale is the source of this 606-nucleotide messenger RNA. RefSeq names its product lysine-rich arabinogalactan protein 19-like. NCBI's taxonomy places the organism in Eukaryota, Viridiplantae, Streptophyta, Magnoliopsida, Zingiberales, Zingiberaceae. The record is from RefSeq and is a predicted model, not a curated record. The transcript is spliced from 2 exons. The coding region runs from base 1 to 606 and encodes 201 amino acids.
AUGCCUACUGGGGUUGAGCCUGCCGGUCAGGGACAGACUCCACAUGGUACUGCGAGCGCGUCGGGUUCUCAGACUCCGAUGGUUUCAGAGGUACCUACCUCAAUCGUACCCAUCGUACCUACUCCUACGGUAUUCACAGUACCACCAACGGUAUAUUCGGCACCUCCACCGAUGCCUACUGCACACCCGACACCCGCACUAGCAGCAGUAGUUGCUCCACCUCCGGUACCACCACCCAUCGUACCUCCAGCCACGCCCACCUAUGUUGACCCUACAGUGCCAACAGCGGCACCUGCCCUAGCUUAUGCGGCAGCACCGGGGAUGCCUCCCCCGGCUUAUGCAGCGAACAACCGCUCAGUGACGGAGUACAAUGCCGAGUUUAAUCGGUUGGCUAGGUUUUGUCCAGAAUUAAUUGCUGAGGGCAGUUCCCGCAUGCUUCAAUUUAUCCAGGGACUAGAUGGACAUCUGCAAGUAAAGCUUGUCAGUUUCGGGAGUUCAUCUUAUUUAGAGACGUUGGAUAGAGCCCUCAUGAUUGAGUCAGCUCAGCAGAGAGUGUUUCCGGAUAGAAAAAGAAAGCAAACAGGUCAGACAUCAAGGCAGAUCUAG